AUGAAGAGGAUUACGCUGGUUGUGGUAGUUGCCGUGUUGUUUACGUGCUGCAAUGCUGCGGAGAAUGUUAGUAAGGAUAAAAAAGAUGUUGCAGUAUUAGAAAAUGAUUACUCAGAAUCUGGCGAGGAUAAACUAGAAGCAGGCAUAGGUGAAACAGGGUCCAGUAAGAGCAAAGAUGUGCACAAGCGUGGAGUUUUUCACUAUGGAACGUUGGGAUCUCAUGCAGCAUGGCCCAAGUCUUACGCUGGGCAUUAUGGGUAUGGUGUAGAUUUUCCCAGUUCGUUUUCUGUAGGUGCAGUUGGUUCCAGCCAUCAUAUCCAUGUUCCAGGAUCAAUAAAGUAUCACAGUGGAAUUCAGUACAAAGGUGUUGUUCCAUCUAGUGUAGGGGCUGUUAGCACGACUGUUAUACCAGCGGUGUCGACGUUGAGUCCAGUUCACACACACCAAGUAGCUGCUGCUGCUGCUGGUAGUGUACCCUACGUCAUCAGACCUGGUGGAGCAGUUGUGCAGUCUUAUAGCGUAACUUACCCUCAUCAUAAAAGCAUUGUUGGUGUUAAACCGGUUCAUAGUUAUGGGACUGUUGCACAUGCUGCUGGUGCUGCUGUAAAUAGCAUUCAUCAAGCAAUUCAUCAUGUUCCAGCGCAGCCAAUACAGCCUGUGGUGCAAACAUAUGUGCAACCAGCAACUGCCGUAGCUCAAGCUGUUCCUUCCGUAGGUGUAGUAGCACAAUUUGGUUCUGGUAAUUUCGGUCCAGUAGUGACAGAAUUUCAGGGAAGUCCUUCGUUUGGAAAUUCUGGAACAUUUUCUGUAGUUGGUGGAGAGAGUAGAACGCCUGUGGUAGCAGCAGGUGUACCUAAUGUGGCAGUUGUCGCAGCACAGGUGCCAGCUGUCCCAAAUGUGCCUGUUGUCGCAGCACAGGUGCCAGCUGUCCCAAAUGUGCCUGUUGUCGCAGCAGCAGCAGCACCCCAACCUCAACCGCAUGGUCCAAAUGUUUUUUAUCCAGUUAACAUUCAGCCACCAAUUGCCCAACAGCCACCUACAUUCGUUAAUGUUCAGCAGGCAGGAAUUGGGCAACAGGCACCUACAUUCGUUAACUACAAUCCGAAUGUUGAAGUUGGCACGACGUUUGUGCCUGUUGGUGGAAGACCAAAUCAGAGCCAGCCAGAUUUCGGAAGCAAUGAAGCAGCACCUCAGAUUCCCGUUCAAGCAACUGCAGGUGGUCAAGCAGAAGCUGAACUGCCAGCUAUUCAGCCAGAGCCUAGCCAAGAAGCAUGGAAGCCUGUGUUAUAUCAGCCUCCAAGCGUACAAAGUGAAGUAAAUCGUCCUUCCAACACACUUUUGCCACCUUACGGCAGCACACCGGCACAAGGUAAGUAGAUAAAAU
Molecule: messenger RNA, 1384 nt
Organism: Musca vetustissima
Lineage: Eukaryota; Metazoa; Arthropoda; Insecta; Diptera; Muscidae
Product: calphotin-like
Exons: 2
Coding region: 1-1377 (458 amino acids)
Source: RefSeq, a predicted model, not a curated record